Molecule: messenger RNA, 3206 nt
Organism: Oryza brachyantha (malo sina)
Lineage: Eukaryota; Viridiplantae; Streptophyta; Magnoliopsida; Poales; Poaceae
Product: receptor-like kinase TMK4
Exons: 2
Coding region: 1-2733 (910 amino acids)
Biological process (GO): protein phosphorylation
Molecular function (GO): protein binding; ATP binding; protein kinase activity
Source: RefSeq, a predicted model, not a curated record
AUGGGGAGGGAGACCCGCCGCCGCCUCCUCCUCCUCGUCGUCCUCCUCGCCGCCGCCGCCGCCGGGGCCGAGUCGGCGGACGCGGACGCCAUCCGCGAGCUGGCCAGGUCGGUGCCGGCCCUGGGGCGGCUGUGGGCGGGCACCGACGUGUGCGCCUUCGAGGGGGUCACCUGCGAGCGGGGCGGGUCCGGGAAGGUGACGGCGCUCAACCUCGCCGACAAGGGGCUGGCCGGGACGCUGCCGGCCUCGCUCUCCGACCUCACCUCGCUCACGGCGCUGCAGCUGCAGGGGAACGCGCUCUCCGGGGACGUCCCUUCCCUCGCCGGGAUGGGCUCCCUCACCCGCCUCGCGCUCGACGGGAACGCCUUCGCCUCCCUCCCCGGGGACUUCCUCAAGGGGCUCACCUCGCUGCAGUACCUCAGCAUGGACGACCUGCCGCUCCGCCCCUGGUCCGUCCCCGACGCCAUCGCCGACUGCUCCUCCCUCGACACCUUCUCCGCCUCCAAUGCCUCCAUCACGGGCGCCUUCCCCGCCGUCCUCGCCAGCCUCCCCUCGCUCAGGUACCUGCGCCUCUCGUAUAACAACCUCUCCGGCGACCUGCCCGCCGCGUUGUCGGCGCUCAUUGCCAUGGAGAGCCUGCAGCUCAACAACCAGAAGUCGGACGACAAGCUGUCGGGGCCGAUCGAUGUCAUCGCCGCGAUGAAGAGCCUCAAGCUGCUGUGGAUUCAGUCCAACAGGUUCACGGGCCCGAUCCCUGAUUUGAGCGGCUCGCAGCUCGAAUCCUUCAAUGUCAGGGACAAUAUGCUCACUGGUGUGGUGCCGGCCUCGCUCACAGGCUUAGCGACCUUGAAGAAUGCCUCUCUGUCAAACAAUAAUUUUCAGGGGCCACGGCCAGUGUUUGCUAUACAGGUGGACAUGGAUACUGGGAAUGGGUUUUGUCAAAUCAGUGCUUCCACUCCAUGUGCUCCGCUGACAACCACUCUUCUUGAGGUGGCUAAAGGGUUUGGAUACCCUUAUGAGCUUGCUAAGACGUGGACAGGGAAUAAUCCAUGUAACCCAGCCUGGUCUGGUGUUGUCUGCGCUUCUUCGGAUGUAGUCACUAUCAACUUGUCUAAUAAGAACUUGUCAGGUACGAUAUCGCCUGCUUUUGCAAACCUGACGAGGCUUGGGAGGCUGGAUCUUUCGAAUAAUAACAUCACAGGGGUGAUACCGGAUGCUUUGAAUACAUUGCCAAGCCUUACAGUUCUUAAUGUUGCAAAUAACGGACUCACUGGCCAAGUGCCCAAGUUUAAGCCAUCAGUUAGUGUCCUUGCUGACGGAAACCGGUUUGGACAAUCAAGUGAUAGCAGUGGAGGAGGAGGUGGUUCUGAUGGUGGCUCUUCAUCGUCGAGUUCUGCAGGUGGAGGAAAGCCAAAGUCAAAUAAGGGAAUGAUUAUUGGAAUUAUUGUAGCUGUGAUUCUUCUUUUGGCUUGCGUUGCGCUUUUGGUGCAUCAUCGAAAGAAGAAGAAGAAUGUAGAGAAGUUCAGACCUGUCUCAACCAAAACCUCUCCUGCUGAAUCCGAGAUGAUGAAGAUUCAGGUGGUUGGAACAAAUGGCAAUAGCAACGGAAACAGCACAGUCCCAACUGAGCUUUACAGCCAUGUAAGUACUGCUAACAGUGCAAACAUUGCUGAGAUGUUUGAGUCCCAUGGAAUGCAGUUGCCAAUUGAAGUGCUGCUAAAGGCCACAAACAACUUUAGUGAGGAUUGCAUCUUAGGUAGAGGGGGGUUUGGUGUGGUUUUCAAGGGUAGUCUCAAUGGAAAGCUAGUAGCUGUAAAGAGGUGUGACGGUGGUGCCAUGGGGACUAAAGGGCAGCAAGAAUUCUUGGCUGAAAUUGAUGUUCUUAGGAAAGUAAGGCACCGGAACUUGGUUGCACUACUUGGUUACUGCACCCAUGGCUAUGAGAGGCUCUUGGUCUAUGAGUACAUGUCUGGUGGAACAUUACGCGAGCAUCUCUGUGAUCUUCAGCAGAGUGGGUAUAACCCUCUUACAUGGACACAGAGAAUGAUAAUAGCUUUGGAUGUUGCUAGGGGGAUAGAAUAUUUGCAUGGCUUGGCACAGGAAACUUUCAUCCAUAGAGAUUUGAAGCCCUCCAAUAUAUUGCUGGACCAAGAUUUAAGAGCUAAGGUUUCAGACUUUGGGUUGGUCAAGCUUGCUAAAGAUACUGAUAAGUCAUUGAUGACAAGAGUUGCUGGAACAUUUGGGUACCUUGCGCCUGAAUAUGCUACUACAGGGAAAGUUACUACAAAAGUUGAUGUGUAUGCAUAUGGUGUUAUACUAAUGGAGAUGAUUGCUGGAAGGAAAGUACUUGAUGAUUCCCUACCUGAUGAUGAAACACAUCUUGUAACAAUCUUCCGAAGAAAUCUGCUUGACAAGGAGAAGUUCAGGAAGUUUGUAGAUCCCACGCUGGAGCUCAGUGCAGAAGCUUGGAAGAGCUUGCUGGAGGUAGCCGACCUUGCCCGCCAUUGCACAGCAAGAGAACCUUACCAGAGGCCAGACAUGUGCCACUGUGUGAACCGGCUAUCCAGCCUGGUUGAUCAAUGGAAGCCUACAAACGUUGACGAAGAUGACUACGAGGGUGAGACAAGCGAGAUGGGCCUCCACCAGCAACUAGAGAAAUGGAGAUGUGAUGAUUUCACUAUUUCCGAUUCAGAUACAUCUACCUCAUUCAACAUACCAAGAAAGUACAACUGAUAAUUUCACAAGGGCAACCCUGUGAUGCCAUGUAUAAAGGUGGGAACAGAGUAAUGCCACAUCAAGAGGCUAUCUUUAGCUCUUUCGACCGCGGACAGCAGUGAAGGUGCGUGCCAGAUCCUGUAAUUAGCCCAUUGAGAACCAGAAAUGCUUGAUGAUCAGCAUGUCACUCUCUGGUAAAUUAAUGACGAGAUAGGAUUGGUUUACUGGUUUGUAAGCUUAUUUUGCUGUCCCUAGCUUGGUCGGUCAGUCAUUUCGUAGUGCUAGUCACAUCGAGGAGAUGAACAUUUGUUCUUGAAUGGAUAAAUAGCAAAACUAGGCGUGGUCAAGUGGUUCUGCUUGACAGGGGGUAGGAUUUAGAACGGUCGUUUUGUGAACUGUCAACCAUGAGGUAUUCUUUUUGCUCGUUAUCUGUAUUCGCAAUGUACAUGCCUGAAAUUUUACCUGAUUUCCAUGCUUCUGUUGAAAUGCAA